AUGGAGAAGAGCCCUCCUCCAAUAUCCCAGCCUGCGCCUGCUCCACCUUUCACACCAUUGAAGAGGUUUCUGGCCAGUUCGUGCGAAGGAGAACUUCGCAUCGAGAAGAAUCCCGUAGACAAGCUGGAGCAGAGCGCCGAGACACCUCCUUGUUCUGGUGCAACAGGCACUCAUCCUCCGAAUGGGAUUUUGUCGAACGAUUUCAGCUUGUAUGGAGGUAUCGUUGGAUGUAGUGGUAAGGGUGCGGUCACCAGAAGAGAGAACUAUGGAGAAAGAAAGGGGAUGCGAAGCAGCUCAUCUACAGUUGCCGCCGCCGCCGCCGCCGCUUCUGUUGUGAAAGGCCAAUGGACUUCUGAGGAGGACAGUAUGUUGGUCCGACUGGUGAAGCAACAUGGUGUUCGGAAAUGGUCUCAGAUUGCUAAGAAGUUGAAGGAAACAUGGACCGAAGAAGAGGAGAGGCUAUUAGUGGAAGCACAUAAGAAGGUGGGAAAUCGAUGGGCUGAGAUCGCGAAGUAUAUCCCGGGCAGAAGUGAGAACUCCAUCAAGAACCACUGGAAUGCAACGAGGAGGAGGCAGAAUGCAAAGAGAAAGAGCAAGAGAAAGACAGCUCAAGGUGGAGGUUGUGGACCCUCCGUUCUACAAGAGUACAUUGCAAGUAGGAUGCUAGACCUCCAGGACAAUUGCACCACCACCAAGAUCACCCCCUCUACAUCCCAACCACGCCCACCGCACCAGUUCCGCAUCACAUUUCCAAAUGUACUGCAAGAACCCUUAUCAGCUCAUGACUCCUCUAUGUUAACCACAACCCAGAUGGAAGAUUGCAUUCCCUCCAUUGAAGAAUUUUUAAAUCAGUCUACUACUGGGAUCACUGCGGAAGAGGGAGGAUUUCAUGUUGGUGAUGUCCAAGAUCCUCGCGUUCUGGAUUCACUAGACAUCUUGGACUUCGACCAGUACCGCAAUUACUCGAUCGCCAGUGUGGAUCAACGCAUGCCACUGGCUCCUCCCCCAGGGCUUGACUUCUUUCAUGGUGAAGCGAAUGGUCUUACUACUGCUGGCUCAGAUGGUACUAGCACCAACAGUUCUACCCAUCUGUACUCGGACAGUUACAUCUCCUAUCUUCUAAAUGGAGCACCCUCAUUUUCUACUGAUGCGUUCGCUGGCACCGGUACCCCAAUUCCCAAGGAUCAACCUUCUUCAAGUUGCAAAAAAAGAGAGCUGGACUUGAUAGAGAUGUUGUCAUUGCAGUUGUCUCGGUCUCAGUCUCAGACUAGCAGCAGCAACGGUAGUAUCUAA
This is a messenger RNA of Elaeis guineensis (African oil palm), 1293 nucleotides long. The record is from RefSeq and is a predicted model, not a curated record. NCBI's taxonomy places the organism in Eukaryota, Viridiplantae, Streptophyta, Magnoliopsida, Arecales, Arecaceae.